AUUAAAUAAAUUACGUUAAUGUCAUAUGUGAUUAUGAAUAAUAAUGUUGAAUUUCAAGUUAUAUAAUACUUUAACAGUAGAGACCAUUGAUAAUAAAUAAUUAAUGUAAAUUUACUAUUAAUUAAUUAUGAAUUCUUUAAAAGGAAAAAUUUAAUUAUGUAAACUUUUCGUGAGACUUAAUAAUAAGCGUCAUAAAAACCCGGAUUAUUAUCGUAAUAAAAACGAGCAUUAUCUAUUUUGUAGAAUCUUAAGCUUGCCACGUUACGUUUACUCCUACUACUAAUAAAAAUAAUAAAAUACUAUUUGAGAAUCGUCAAAAUUUAAGUGGGCUUCAGUAUUAAACUCAGUCUUGCAACAGACUGCUAAAUAAAAUUCUAAUCAUGAAUAAAUUUAUUAUCUAUUCAUUAUUUUUAAUAUUACUAGAACUUUUAACAAACGUACGCUCGAAGAAAUUAAUAAUUGACACGGAUGGAGGACCCGACGACUCAGCAGCUAUUCUCUUGAUUUUAUCUGCUUGUGCAAACAAUAAUACUAAUUAUGAGGUCGUUGGAAUCACGUGUGUCUACGGAAAUACUUAUGAAGAGAAUGUUGAACAAAAUGUUCUUAAAACUCUCACUCUCGCCAAAUCGCAGAUUCCUGUAUAUGGAGGAGCAAAGAAGCCUUUGGUAGGUGAAUUCAAGUUUGAUGAUUAUUUUGGCAACGAUGGAUUCGGUGAUUUCAAAUUUGAUGAAGAAAUUCACGGUCAUGUUGAUAGAUCUGCUCACGCAGCAUUAGUUUUAAUUGACUUGGCAAAAAAGUAUCCUGGAGAAUUGGACAUACUUGUUCUGGGUCCAUUAACAAACAUUGCAAUUGCAGUAACUCUGGAUUCUAAUUUUAUGAACAACAUCAACAGGUUAUAUAUUAUGGGCGGAUGUAUAGGAGGCAAAAAAAAACCUCUUGUUACUGAUUACAACUUUGGAAAUGAUCCUGACAGUAAUUAUAUUGUUUUAAAUGCCCCGAAGUCUGGGAAAAUUAAUCUUUUGUUUCCUAAAGAGACUGUUUUUAAAGCAGCAGUUUCCAAGGAAUGGAGAGUGAAUGUAUUAGGAGCGAUAAAUUCACGGAUUGUAAGUUUUCUGAACAAAGCCGAGGUUAAAGGCUUGAACCGUCAAUCUUCAACUUGGAGACCUGCUGAUGUAAUGGUAGCAGCAGUGAUGCUCUGGCCAGAACUAAUAGCAGAUGCAGUACAAAUGAACGCAUUACCUAUCACCGCUGGGAAGACUAGAGGGGCUUUGAUGAUCGAUUACGAUGGAGUGUCAAAAAAACCGAAGAAUGUUGAAUUUGUUAGAAAUAUUGACGUUGAUAAAUUUAAAUGUAAACUAUUAUAUUAUUUUUCAUAGAAUUAAAUGUCAACUUUCUCUUUGUACUUUUGCUAAAAAAAAAAUAAAUGAAUAUUAAA
Messenger RNA from Cotesia glomerata, 1435 nucleotides. RefSeq names its product probable uridine nucleosidase 2. Gene Ontology annotation, molecular function: hydrolase activity, hydrolyzing N-glycosyl compounds. NCBI's taxonomy places the organism in Eukaryota, Metazoa, Arthropoda, Insecta, Hymenoptera, Braconidae. The record is from RefSeq and is a predicted model, not a curated record. The transcript has 4 exons. The coding region runs from base 381 to 1376 and encodes 331 amino acids.